Messenger RNA from Camellia sinensis, 736 nucleotides. RefSeq names its product auxin-responsive protein SAUR71. The record is from RefSeq and is a predicted model, not a curated record. Gene Ontology annotation, biological process: response to auxin. Lineage: Eukaryota; Viridiplantae; Streptophyta; Magnoliopsida; Ericales; Theaceae.
GCACUCUCUCUCUCUCUCUCUCUCUCUCUCUCUAUCUCUACACCGCAUCUCUCUGUAUAAUCACAGCACAUUCGGCCUCUCUCUCUCUCUCUCUGUGUGUGUUUGGUGCCUGAGAAUCUGUGUUUCUCUCACAAGAAAAACGAUGAAGAAGUUGAUCCGACGGUUAUCGCGUGUGGCGGACUCGUCGCAGUACUGUCUCCUCCGAUCCGAGACUCGGACGCCAGCUCGAGCCUACCAGACGGAAUCGUUCCGUUCGGGGAAGUUUCGCCGAUCCAAACUCCGAUCCGGUACUGUACCGGAGGGGCACCUGCCGGUGUACGUAGGAGAAGAGAUGGAACGUUUCGUCGUCAGCGCAGAGCUCCUAAAUCACCCGAUCUUCGUGAAGCUGCUCAACAAAUCGGCUCAGGAGUACGGAUACGAGCAAAAAGGAGCUCUUCGCAUCCCCUGCCAUGUCUUCGUCUUCGAGCGCGUUCUCGAAGCUUUGCGUGUCGGUGACGAGUCAGUUCAAGACCUUAUCAAUUCCUUGUCCGAUGAGUUUCUCUAGGCUGAGUUUCGAGCAGAUCUUAGUGGUAUAAUAUAACCAGAUCGUUUUUUCUUUGUACAUACACUCUGCGAUCGGUAUGAAAAGUGAAGGAGUCAAAUUUUAGGGUUUCCUUAAAAGUGUUUUUGCUAUGGUGUAAAGAGAAAACACUCGUCCCUGAAACAGGAAUGAAGAUCACUUCUUUUUUUGGCCCUA